Trametes versicolor FP-101664 SS1 is the source of this 1627-nucleotide messenger RNA. RefSeq lists its product as uncharacterized. The transcript is spliced from 11 exons. The record is from RefSeq and is a predicted model, not a curated record. Gene Ontology annotation, molecular function: syntaxin binding. The coding region runs from base 20 to 1537 and encodes 505 amino acids. NCBI's taxonomy places the organism in Eukaryota, Fungi, Basidiomycota, Agaricomycetes, Polyporales, Polyporaceae.
UGCCGCCGCCGCCACCACCAUGAACGGCACGCAGACCGCGAGACACGGCAGACCUGCCCCCGCGGGACCCACUCCUCCAGCACCCGCCGCCGCACCACCCGUACCGCCAAAUACGGCACACACCCAGCCUGGGACGCGUCCACCCAACGGGGCGCCCGCGAAUGGCACACAUCCGCCCCCGCAGAAGGGCAAGAAGAAGGCCCCAGACCAGCCUGUGGACCCCACGCAGAUGUACGAGACGCUGAAGAACCGCAUCGCGGCGCUGGAGGAGGAGGAGGUGCACGAAGAGGAAGAGGAGAGGCGAUUCACCGAGGAGGCACAGAAGUCCGUCUCCGGAAUGACUGAGACGGCCAUACAUGCCAAAUACAUCGAGCUAUUCGCGGAACUCAAACGACUGGAACGCGACCACGCAAAGGAGAAGCAAAAGCUGACCAAAGACAAGGAUGCGGCCAAGGGUCAGUUAACGAAGGCGAACCAGACCAAGACCAAGAUGGAGAACCUUGCCCGGGAGCUGCAGAAGGAUAACAAGAAACUAAGGGAAGACAGCAAACGACUAGCCACAUGCGUAGAGGAGGCGCAAGACGAGAUCAUGCAGAUGAAGAGCGACAUGGCGAAACGUGCGGAGCGCGCGAAGGUGCAGGAGAGCAAGUACCGCGAGAUGCCCGACAUCGUCGUGCGCGUCGUGUGCAAGUACCGCGCCGAGCUCUACUUCAAGAUCUCGCGCAAGACGAAACUCUCGCGCCUCUUCAACGCGUGGACGGACCGCAUGGAGACAAACAUGGGCGGUGGCGCGUCCGCCGCGGGAGCAAGCACCGUCAGCGCGGGUCCGGGCAAGAAGGGCAGCAGCCCGCAGCCGAACGGGAUGGUGCGCUCGGACGCGGCAAGCACGAGCGGGUCGUCUCUCGCUGGCGCGAGCUCGAUGCAGUUCAUAUUCUCGCACGGCGGGCGCACACUCGAGCCGGACCAGACGCCGGAGGAGGCAGGCAUCGAGGAUGGAGACGUCAUCUUGGCUGUUGAGAUGAUGGACCUCACGGAGGGGUCCGGCACGGAGGAGCUGGACGACGGCCCUCAGCCUGUGCGACAGAAGCUCAAGAAGGAGUGGGUGGAGAACCCAACAGAAGCACGGAAGACUCUCCAGAGCAUAUUCGACGAAGUUGUGCGCGAGCGCUUGAAGGAGGUUCUCCGACAGUAUAAGCUGCGAGAAAGCCACUUUGAGUGCGUCGUGCGAUCGAAGGAGCUCGAGGUCCUCUUGUCCCGCGCGCGAGCAGCGGAGCAGAAACAGCUCGCAGACGCUGAGAAGGCGCGAGCCGACAAAACGGACGAUGAGAUAAAGGCUCUACGUAAAGAGCUGGACGAGGCGACAGAGCAGCAGACAAUCCUCAUCAACAAGCUCCUAUCGUGUUGUCACGAACCCGACAGCGAGCGAACACGACAAUUCCUACAAUCCCUACACGGCGCGCUACACAGCAAAGACAUACACAAGUCUGUGCCUGUGGACGGGGACAAGGGGAAUAAUCGGCGGGCGGAAGGCUCGUGACAGUGAACGUGGCGGGUGUGUGUUGGACGGGCUAUUCUAUACGUGUACCGUCCCUUGCAUGCUCAUCGAAGUUCACCGUUCUGUUUUCAC